Messenger RNA from Cynara cardunculus var. scolymus (artichoke), 827 nucleotides. RefSeq lists its product as uncharacterized. NCBI's taxonomy places the organism in Eukaryota, Viridiplantae, Streptophyta, Magnoliopsida, Asterales, Asteraceae. The transcript is spliced from 7 exons. Bases 38 to 709 code for a protein of 223 amino acids. The record is from RefSeq and is a predicted model, not a curated record.
CUAAACCCCUAACCCCCUACCUGGAAGGGAGAAAGUGAUGGCGAAGAGUGAAACAGUAGCAAACGCAGAGCGAUUGGUGGAAGUGAUGAUGAAAGGUAACGAUGCAUCUCACGAUCCUGCUCACGCCUUCCGGGUUCGAGACCUUGCUCUCUCUCUUGCUCACGAGGAAGUCCUCUCUUCUUCACCAAUCUCCCUGGAAAUUGUUGAGCUUGCUGCACUCCUUCACGAUAUAGGAGACUACAAAUACUUGAGGAAUCCAUCAGAGGAGAAAAUUGUAGAGGAAUUUCUUGCAAAAGAGGGCAUGGAUAUGGACAAAAGUAGCAAGAUUUUAGAUAUUAUAAAGGGACUGGGUUUUAAAGAGGAACUAAAGGGGGUCUUGAAUGGUUCUUAUACACCGGAGUUUGGCGUUGUGCAAGAUGCAGACCGUCUUGAUGCUAUUGGUGCUAUUGGAAUUGCUCGUUGUUUUACAUUUGGUGGAAGUAGAAAUAGAGUGCUUCACGAUCCUAACAUUCAGCCUCGAUUGGAUUUGUCCAAGGCCCAAUACAUGAAGAAAGAUGACCAAACUACUGUGAAUCAUUUUCAUGAGAAGCUCCUUAAGCUCAAGGAUUUAAUGAAAACAAAGGCAGGGAAGAGAAGGGCCGAGAAAAGGCACAAGUUCAUGGAGGAGUUCCUACAUGAAUUUUAUGAAGAAUGGACAGGGAAAGUUUGAAACAAGGUAGAAACACCAUCUUUGUCCAUGUAUGUAUGCUAAAUUUUUUGUUUUUCUUGCAUAACAUCUUCCAUGUUAAUCGUUAUUUAUAUUCCAAACUACUCACUUUUAAACGUUA